Messenger RNA from Aspergillus alliaceus, 339 nucleotides. RefSeq lists its product as uncharacterized. Lineage: Eukaryota; Fungi; Ascomycota; Eurotiomycetes; Eurotiales; Aspergillaceae. The transcript has a single exon. The record is from RefSeq and is a predicted model, not a curated record. The coding region runs from base 1 to 339 and encodes 112 amino acids.
AUGCAUUCACCUUGCCUUUCUCUUUCAUUAGCCGAGGCGAUCCUCUCUAAAUACAACCUGUGCACCGCAGCAUGUGCGCGUUUGACAGAUACUAAAACAUUCGCACUAAAGCCGGAACCAGGAUCCGUCACAGCGCAAUUUACCUCCUGCCACAAUGGCCUCGAUGGUCACAAAGUUAAGCCUGUGAACGAGUCGACCUACGACUGGUGGUACUUUGUCGCUAUCAAUAUCGACAGUAUAUCCUCUUGCUGUCGCUUUCUUCGAGGCCCCAGUCUGGUUCCGAACCCACAGAGGUCUCGCAAGCUUGUUCUUCGUGUAGGUGUCCAGCUCUUUUCCUAA